AUGAACGGUUUCUGGCGAGCUGCAUGUAGCUGUACAGAGUCGCAGUCCGAUGCGCUGCCCUUGCUGGAAGAAGUUCAGUCGCUCAAGCUCGACCACGAAAGCACAGAUAAAGUGUUUGCAGUAUGCGACGCUGAUGGGAUGGAAAUCGGAUCCGUGAAGGACAGACCCGUUGGCCGUCUACAUACAUUUGAAUGCAUGUCGUCAUCGCAGCCAGAAGAGCUUCCUCUUGACGACUUGCCGCUGCUUAGUGUUUCUCGUGAUCCUAGUCCGAGUCCACGCUCAACUCCUCCAGAGGAGGAGGAGGAGCAGAAGCAGAGCAGCGCGAGCGAUGAGUCGGAUGACGACGUCGUGGAGGUCGAGGAGAGAGAGCCUCUCGAAGAGAUGCGCGGAUGGUUAAUGUGUUACGGUGAGCCCAGUGGGGGGAAUCGCCUGCAGGUCGCGCGCCUGGCGAAAGCAUCAGCUGGCACGCCGGUAGCAGGCCUCUUCUGGAAAAAGCGCUACAUCCAGCUGGUGGAUGCCCAGCUGCUAUGCUGGGCGACUGCGCCACAGCAUCGAGGCUCGCGGGUGGCCCCAGUGGCCGUCCUGCUCCUGGCGCAGCUCGAGGAAGUUGCAGUGACAGGCAAGACGCUGACGCUCCAUAUGAGGAACCAAAAAGGCUGCCUGCAAGCUCGCGCGGAGAGCGAUGAAAGUGCCAACACUUGGGCCCGAGCGGUAAAAGCUCAUGCGGGUCGUGCUAUCAGCAAGAGCUUACCUCCCGGCUGGGACGUGGAGGCCAUGCUCAGCCGUGGCGUGGGUGGUUCGGCUGCGAAGAUGGUGAACAAGGAGACCCUGGACUCCAGCUGCAACGAUGCGUUCCAAAAGUUGUUGGACCACUGCUUCGUUUGCAAGACCACCAAAGACCGUCGCGGGAACCCAGUGCCAAUGCGGCUUGAAAUUGCCGAAGCGGUGCGGGUUCAGAAUGGCGCUGCCUGGUUGGAGUACGACAAGGCGAGGCGCCGAAUCUGCGACAAGGUGUUUUCAGCGUACCAGUGGGACAAGCAGCAUUCGGACUCCGAAUCCUGCAGCUCUUCCAUGACUGCCGCCGAAAGGGGGCUCCACAGCGCCCACACGACGGUCUCCGAUUUGGGCAAUAGCGAAGGACAGAGUUGGGAUCCGUUCGGGCUGCAGUCCUCGCUGCUUACCAGCACAUUGGACUGCAAGCAGUUGCACGAGACGCUGGGAAAGCGGGAUACCUCUUCCAACGAGCAAUGGCUCUUCCACGGCACGUCGGCAGCAGCGGUGCAGCACAUUUCGGAUCAGGAGUUCCGGCUGGAUAAGGCCGGGAGCCACAGGGGUACGCUCUACGGCAAGGGCAUCUACUUUGCGGAGUGCGUUACCAAGGCCGAUGAGUACUGCGAGGAGGAUGCAGAUGGCUAUUGCUGGAUGCUCUUGUGCAGAGUAGCUUUGGGCAAGGUCAUGACCUGCAAGGAGAAGAAGCCUCCUGCUGACAUCUUGGAUCAGUGCAAGGCUGGUGGAUACGAUUCUCUGCUUGGAGACCGCUGGGCUGCCGUGGGAACCUUCCGGGAGUUCAUUCUCUACGAUUCGGACCAGGUCUACCCGGCCUUCAUCCUCCGCUACCGGAGAUGGAGCGAGGCAGCCUUCUGCCGGAGCAUCCGGGAAAGUGCAGACAGUGGGGAUCCCGUGGCGCACGACCUUUACCCUCACGCAGCGAUUCUGGCUGAAGAACAUCCGGACUCGACUGUCAGGUAUCGGCUAUCGCUGCUGAUGGAAGCGCAUGCGGAGAACGUGGUGCCGGUGCUCUGCGAGGCUCUGAAGGAUUCUCGGAGGCGCAUUCGGCUGAACGCCACGAAAGCGCUGAUGAACAUGGCUGGCCAGACCAGCACGGUCGAGGCUUUGCCAGACGGAUCCCGGUACCGGCGCCACCGGGAGGGGAUGCAUGUGGUCGUGAGCGCGGUGCCUGCACUGACGACCUGCCUCACCGACAGUGACAGCAUGAUUCGACGAGCUGCUGCUCGUUCUUUAGAGAGGCUUGGGGAACAUGCAGGCACGGCUGUGCCGUCCCUGAUCGUGAGCCUCCGCGAUCGUGAAGAAGAGGUCCGUGCUGCGGUCGCAACGGCACUUGGCCAGUUGGGGCGUGCAGCAGCUGAGGCCCUUCCAGCCUUACUCCAAGCCUCCUUGGACACGGUGGAGCGUGUGCGGGUUGCCGCACUGACUUCGCUGGGAUACCUCGGUGUGAGCACCACGGCAGUGCUGGAGGUGCUCAUGGACGCAUUGGAAGAUCCGAGUUCCGAAGUCAAGAGUGCAGCAGCCGCUGCUCUGGGCAUGCUGAGUGCGCCAGUGGCCACCGACACACUGGCUACUUGCCUGGCUGACGGCCAGAGUCAUGUUCGGGCCGCCGCAGCAAAGGCCAUCGGUCAAAUCGGCGGCAAGAGCGCCUCAACGGCUGUGCCCAAGCUGCUCCAGACACUGAAAGAUCCGGAUCAUGUCGUCCGGCGCUGCUCCGCCGUUUCUUUGGGACGGAUCGGGACGUUUGCGGCCACCGCCGCCCCAUACUUGGCGGAUGCCAUGCGGGAUUCUCACGCGCCGGUGCGCGAAGCUGCCGCGAUUUCCAUUAGCCGGCUGGGCGUCACGGAGAAGGUCGCGCACAACGUCUGCAUCCAAUGCCUGGUGAAGCGCGGCCUCACGGACACCUCCAGUGAUGUGAGACAAGUAGCCGCCUCAGAGCAAAGUUGGGCUUGUUCGCAAGGGGAGGGGGUUUGGAUGUUCGUCAUCAGCAUUGUGUCAGGGGAUCCAGAGGCUUAA
Molecule: messenger RNA, 2802 nt
Organism: Symbiodinium sp. CCMP2592
Lineage: Eukaryota; Dinophyceae; Suessiales; Symbiodiniaceae
Source: the annotation of a GenBank genome assembly